AUGAAAUUGAAUAUCGAUGGUUUACUUGUAUACAUGCCGUAUGACUUCAUAUAUCCCGAACAAUAUAAGUACAUGCAAGAACUCAAACGUGGCCUCGAUCAUAAAGGCCAUUGCGUAUUGGAAAUGCCAUCAGGAACUGGAAAAACAAUUACACUAUUGUCGCUUAUCAUCGCUUACAUGAGACGAUAUCCAGAUCAAUACAACAAAUUAAUCUAUUGCAGUCGUACUGUACCAGAAAUCGAAAAAGUCAUGUCGGAAAUGAAACGAUUGAUUGCCUAUUACGAAAAAGAAACACGUGAAAAACAGAAAUUCAUCGGCAUUGCAAUGAGUUCACGAAAAAACUUGUGUAUUCAUCCCGAGGUUAGUCAAUUACGUCUAGGGAAAGAAGUCGACAGUGCAUGUAUGAACUUAACGGCAUCGUACGUUCGUGAACAAGCCAAAGAAGAUCGGUCGGUGAAAACAUGUUCGUAUUACGAACAAUAUGAUAAAAACGGACGCGAAGAAAGUAUUCCGUAUGGAGUUUAUAACUUAGAAGAUAUGAAAAUGUAUGGAAAAGUAAAACAUUGGUGUCCAUAUUUUCUUACACGUUAUAUUUUAACACACGCAAAUGUCAUUGUUUAUUCUUACCAUUAUCUACUUGAUCCGAAGAUCGCGGAGAUUAUUUCGAAAGAAUUACCGAAAACAUCGAUUAUAGUUUUUGACGAAGCUCAUAAUAUUGACAAUGUUUGCAUUGAUUCUAUGUCGAUAACAUUAACACGAAAGAUUCUCGAACGUGCUCAUGCCAAUAUCGAUAGUUUGAAGUUAAUUGUUCAGGAUAACAAACAAAAAGAUGCGAAUCGAUUGAAAAAUGAAUAUGAAAAUCUCGUGAAAGGUCUCCGUGAACAAGCCAUUCAACGCGAAACGGAUGUUAUUCUCACCAAUCCAAUUCUACCUGAACAUGUCCUGCAAGAAAACAUUCCAGGAAAUAUUCGUCAAGCGGAGCAUUUUCUUAUAUUUAUCAAACGAUUUUUAGAAUAUAUGAAAACGAGAAUGAACAUUCAACAUGUUGUAAAAGAAUCUCCGCCAUCGUUUUUGAAGGAUCUACAAGUACGCGUAUGUAUUGAACGAAAACCAUUGAGAUUUUGUUCGGAACGUUUACGUUCCCUAUUGCGAACAUUGGAAACCAAAGAUAUUCAUCUCUAUCAGCCAUUAAUGUUACUUUGCAACUUUGCAACGAUUAUUAGUACAUAUACAAAAGGUUUUACGUUGAUUAUCGAACCCUUUUUUGAUAGUAAAUCAACAGUUUACAAUCCUGUUUUACAUUUUACUUGUUUGGAUUCAUCAAUUGCAAUCAAACCGGUUUUUGAUCGAUUUCAAUCAGUUAUUAUCACAUCAGGAACUCUUUCACCAAUUGAUAUGUAUCCGAAAAUUCUCUCGUUUACACCUGCAAUUAUGGAAUCAUUUACAAUGACCUUAACACGACCCUGUAUUCUUCCGAUGAUAGUCACCCGUGGUAAUGAUCAAAUCGCAAUCACAUCCAAAUUCGAACUACGUGAAGAUCAAGCUGUGAUUCGAAACUACGGAAUUCUACUCAUUGAAAUGUGUACACAUGUUCCCGACGGCAUUGUUUGUUUUUUUACAUCGUACACUUACAUGGAGCAUGUCGUUGCAACUUGGUAUGAAUUAGGCAUAAUAGGACAAGUACAGAAGCACAAAUUACUGUUCAUUGAAACCCCCGAUAGUGUCGAAACGUCGUUAGCUUUGUAUAAUUAUCAAAAAGCGUGCGAUAAUGGUCGUGGUGCAGUUCUAUUAUCUGUUGCACGUGGAAAAGUGAGCGAAGGUGUUGAUUUUGAUAAUCAUCUUGGCCGUUGUGUAAUUAUGUUCGGUAUUCCAUAUGUUUACACGCAAUCGCGUAUAUUACAAGCACGUUUAGAUUACCUUAGAGAAAACUUUCAUAUACGUGAAAAUGAUUUUUUAACAUUUGACGCGAUGCGACACGCCGCACAAUGCGUUGGCCGGGUGUUACGUGGUAAAAGCGAUUAUGGUAUCAUGAUUUUCGCAGAUAAACGAUUUGUACGAUCAGAUAAACGACAAAAGAUUCCAAAAUGGAUUCAAGAAUAUUUAAGUGAUAGUUUGGCGAAUUUAUCAAUUGAAGAAUGUGUACAGAUUGUAAAAAAAUGGCUCAAAGACAUGGCACAACCAUUAAGGCAAGAAGAUCAACUAGGAAUAUCACUAUUAUCAGAAGAACAUCUACUUUCCAAUGAACUUUUACAAAAUCUCGAGCAAAAUUCUGCUGAUGUUUGA
Molecule: messenger RNA, 2283 nt
Organism: Adineta ricciae
Lineage: Eukaryota; Metazoa; Rotifera; Eurotatoria; Adinetida; Adinetidae
Source: the annotation of a GenBank genome assembly